Molecule: messenger RNA, 5676 nt
Organism: Tinamus guttatus (white-throated tinamou)
Lineage: Eukaryota; Metazoa; Chordata; Aves; Tinamiformes; Tinamidae
Source: RefSeq, a predicted model, not a curated record
CAAGCAGUCGGGCAGAGAUUCCUCAGCUGCACGGGAGCUUUAGUCAUGAAAAUGUUGCUGUCCUGGUCUGUAGCCAUGAAGAGAAGGGGGUGAAGCAAGUCUGCCUGGAGAAAUCAGAAGUUCUUGGAAGUUUCAAAGGGGCUUAGUGCCAGCUGCUGCAGAAGGUUUUGCCAAGCCAACCCAGAUGAAUAGAUGAAAUGCCUCGAACUUAAGUGAACGAUCGCUGCUUGAACCAGGAGCCCCGCGAAGGGAGCAGUGGGAACACGUGGAUGAAGUUCUUGCCAUGCACUGAGCAGCACAGCAUCAAGCGCGAAGCUCGGGGAAGAUGUCUGCUUGCAACACGUUCACUGAGCACGUCUGGAAGCCUGGAGAAUGUAAGAACUGCUUCAAGCCUAAAAGCUUGCACCAGUUACCCCCAGACUCCGAAAAGAAAAACCUCUCCCAUGGAAAUCUGAAAACCAAUGCAAACCAAAGCAACAGCCAUCGCAGCAGAAAUACAGGGAAUUUCCGUCCACCUGUGGCAAAGAAACCCACUAUAGCUGUGAAACCCACCAUGAUGGUGGUAGAUGGGCAGGGUGUGUGCAGUGAAAUCAGUGCCCCGGAUCAUUGCGAGAAUAAAUCAGGGCCCGCUGGGUGGAACCGAAACAAAGCUGUCUUGAACAAAAAACCACUGAACAAUAAUAAUGAAGAUGAAAUUGAAGGUUAUAGCCAUGUUCAUAGGCCUUAUGGCAACAAUGAUGGCAUGAGUAAGAUACCAAGUAACAAUAAUAAUGGACUGACAGAAGUGUUGAAGGAGAUUGCAGGUUUGGAUACCACACCUCAGCUACCUGGAAAUGAAAUGAACUCGAGAGAGACCUUCUUGGGAAGAAUAAAUAAUUGCUAUAAAAGAUCACUGGAAAGAAAGAUCCCUCCAAGCUGCAUGAUGGGUGGAAUGAAGGAUUCGCACAGUAAGCAUGUUAUUCUGAGUGGAAGCACUGAAGUCAUAAGUAAUGAAGGCGGCCGUUUCUGUUAUCCAGAGUUCUCUAGUGGAGAUGAGAGUGAGGAUGAUACAUUUUUUGGCAGCAUGCAAGAAGAGCACGAGAGCUGGGAUGAAAGCGAUGAAGAGCUGCUAGCAAUGGAAAUCCGCAUGAGGGGCCAGCCUCGCUUUGCGAAUUUUAGAGCUAACACGCUCUCUCCUGUUCAGUUCUGUGUUGACAAAAAAUGGAAUACCGUGCCCCUCCGAAACAAGUCUCUCCAGCGGAUCUGCGCAGUGGACUAUGAUGAUAGUUACGAUGAAAUUUUAAAUGGCUAUGGGGAAGAGGUGAUCCUCUACGGGCAGGAGAGCAUGCAGAGCAUGGUAUCCUCCGAUUCCACAUCUCCCGAUUCUUCUUUGACUGAAGAGUCUCGUUCCGGAACGGCCAGCAGCUCCUCGCAGAAGCUCUGCAACGGGGGCUUAUCUCCCAGUACUCCUCAGGACGUCAAGCUGAUUGAUCCGGAGUAUGAAAGUCUGUGUGGCGAUCAGCAGGUGAAGGAUGUGUCAAAAGUUUCUCGAAAUGCCCCAAAAGGUCUAGAAACCCACAAGGCAGUCCUUGCUCUUCGACUGGAGGAGAAAGAUGGCAAAAUUGCCGUGCAGACUGAUAAGCAAGAGAAUAAAAGUUCUUCAGAUGUUGCUGGUCAAGCUGUGACUAUAAAUCUGGUGCCUGUGGAAGAGCAAGCCAAGCCUUACAGGGUAGUGAACAUGGAACAGCCAGUUUGCAAGCCAUAUACCGUAGUAGAUGUAUCAGCUGCCAUGACCAGUGAAUGUAAGGAGAAUCAGACCGAAACCUCAGAAACCAAAAGCACAUCAUCUAGCCCAAAUUCACCAGGAGCUGCCGGCACACCUCUCGCAUCCUCUGCAGCUUCACCUGCACGAGUCAAUGCUAAUCUGAAAAAAUCCAGCGCAAUUAGGUAUCAGGAAGUGUGGACUUCUAGCACUAGCCCAAGACAGAAGAUACCGAAGGUGGAGUUAAUUGCUAGCAGCUCAGGACCUUCUGUUCCUCCUAGAAAGGCCAGCCACAAGUCGGCUCCUACUUCACCAACAGCUACAAAUGUUUCUUCAAAAACUAUCCCAGUUAAGUCUCCCAAUUUAUCAGAAAUAAAAUUCAACAGCUACAACAACGCUGGAAUGCCACCUUUUCCCAUUAUAAUUCAUGAUGAGCCUACUUACGCAAAGAGUUCCAAAAAUGCUAUUAAAGUUCCCAUUGUAAUUAAUCCAAAUGCCUAUGAUAAUCUGGCUAUCUAUAAAAGUUUUCUAGGGACCAGCGGAGAGCUCUCUGUCAAAGAUAAAACUACAAGUGUAAUAAGCCACACGUACGAAGAAAUAGAAACGGAAAGCAAGCGGAGUGAAACUGCAGGGAACAAGCACGCUGAGCCUGCUCAGGGCAAGGGGGGCACUACCAGCACAGAGUGCAGGCUGGGCUCCGUGGCGCAGAAGGUCCAGGAGUUUAACAGCUGCCUCGGCAAAGGUCAGAUAUCACCACAGAGGAGUCACAGUUCUGACCACAGUUCCCCACCGAAAAUUCAAAAGACAAGUCAAGAGCCUGCAGCAAAAAUAGAAGGAACGCCGGAGGCUUCUGCAGGCAGCAGCAGCAGCAGAGAGAAUGCGAGCGCGGUGCUUUCCCAGAUCGUGGCCUCCAUCCAGCCUCCCCAGACUCCUCCACAAACACCUCAGGCUGGACCCAAAACUUGUAGUGCAGAAGAGCUCUAUUCCUUACCCCCUGAUGCAGACGCUACUAAAAACACCCUGGUACGGCCCAAAUCUCUGUUUACACCACAGGCUGAAGUGGAGUCGCCCAAGACUCUGGACAGCGCUGCCACGAAAGCGCAGAAAGAUGCAGGAGCGCAGCCAGGCGCCACCCCUUCCCCAAAGCCAGGGAGAGGCCUGCAAAACACCACGAGUCCCAAAGCGGAGCAGGCGCCACCCUUUCCUCCGCCAAGGUCCACGUCUUCACCCUACCACGCAAGUAACUUGUUGCAAAGACAUUUCAGCAAUUGGGCCAAACCGACUAGUCCCACUCGGUCGACGGAGGCCGAGUCGAUCCUCCAUUCCGAGGGCCGCCGAGCUGCAGACGCGAAGCCCAAGCGCUGGAUAUCUUUUAAGAGCUUCUUCCGCCGCCGAAAGACCGAUGAGGAGGAAGACAAAGAGAAGGAAAGAGAGAAGGGAAAGCUGGUGGGUCUCGAUGGGACUGUUAUACAUAUGCUCCCCCCUCCUCCGGUCCAACGGCAUCAUUGGUUCAGCGAGUCCAAAUCCGACUCCAGCGAGAAGCCCUCCAUUGUGUUCAUGUACAGAUGUGAGCCAGCCCAAGGCGAAGCGAGGGCUGAGCGUCAGAACGCGGCUGCCGUGGAGUCUGCCCUCGCCGGCGCGCUCGCAAAGGACAAGGGAGAAACACAGGAAAACGCUCCGGAGAGCUCCGAGCAGAAAACAAAGAGCUGUUCUUCACCAUCCCAGACUCCCAGGAAAAUCCCCAGUCAAGUACCCGAUGAGACGACGGUGGAGGAGUUGUCCCCUCGCGUGCCCAGGGCCGUGUUCGUGAAGCAGGACAAUGGCGGCAGCGCCUCCGUCAUCCCGGUGUCGUCCCUCCGCGCGCCGCACGCGGAGGAGGACAAGGAGGAAGCUGCGAGUUCUCCGGACGGGAACCCUUGCAGCGCUACGUACAGCAACUUAGGCCAAUCCAGAGCAGCCAUGAUACCUCCAAAGCAGCCAAGGCAACCAAAGGGAGCUUUGGAUGAUGCCAUUGCCUUUGGAGGACUGGUUGACCAGGAGAUACUGAGCAGCUUACAGCCAACGCCACCGCCGCUGCCAAAGAAAACCAUUUUGAGAGCGAACACAGAGCCAACUCCCAGAGAUCUCCAGAAGCAAGCUCUGGAGAACAACCUGUGCAUCGUGGCCAAUCCCACCUAUGACAUUGACACCAACUGGGAAGCGAGCAGCGCCUGCUCGUCGGUCAGCUUGGAGCUCAAGGUCCUGGACAACGAGUCGGGAGACUCCUUGGACAGGCCUACAGACAAGUCCAGAGCCACCACCUCAGCAACUAACAGUGUUUCCAGCCUAACCACUAUCAGUAUUAAGGACAGGUGCUCCAACAGCAUGGAGUCCCUCACAGGGAGACACCUCUCUCAGACUAAGCAGGGCAAGGGCGUCCAGAAGCCGCAAAGGCAAGCACUUUAUCGAGGAAUUGAGAACCGAGAAGAGGUGGUAGGUAAAAUCCGAAACCUUCACACCGACUCACUGAAGAAGCUGGCCCUGAAAUGUGAAGACUUGUUCAUGGCCGGACAGAAAGACCAGCUGCGCUUCGGGGAGGACAGCUGGUCCGACUUCAGGCUGAGCAGCGACAAGCCGUGCUGCGAGGCGGGCGAUGCCGUUUACUACCCGGCUUCUUACGCAAAAGAUCCUCUCAACAACUACGCAGUCAAGAUCUGUAAGAGCAAAGCUAAGGAAUCCCAGCAGUAUUACCACAGCUUAUCCAUCCGGCAGAGCCUGGCCAUCAACUUCAACAUCCAGCAGGACUGUGGCCAUUUCCUUGCUGAGGUGCCUGUUCGCCUCCUCCCGUGGGAGGAUGACGAUGCUCCAGAGGUGGAGGAAGGGCAGAAGGAGGAGGAGGAACCCGAGCGGAAGAACAGGGAGCCCCCUUCCAGCACAGAGGCCUCGCAGAAAGACAGCUCGAGCGGCCAGGGCACCAUGAGCAAGCAGCGCAGCCGCGUCGUGGUCAUCACGCGGGAGGUCCCCUACUUGACGGUGGCCGACUUCGUGCGGGAAUCUGCACCCCGCCAUGCAAAGUGCCCGGAUCUAUACGAGAGGCAGGUCUGUCUGCUCCUUCUCCAGCUGUGUCUGGGCCUGGAGCACCUGAAACCCUAUCAUAUCACACACUGUGAUCUGCGGCUGGAGAACCUGCUGCUGGUUCAUUCCAGACCAGGGGGCAGCGCUCUGAACUCCGAGUCUGUGGAGCCCAAUCCCAACACUGCCUGCCCAGCCAGGCUGAUCGUGAGCAACUUCUCCCAGGCCAAGCAGAAGAGUCAUAUGGUGGAUCCUGAGGUCCUCCGGGAUCAGUCCCGUCUGGCUCCGGAAAUCAUCACAGCAACGCAGUACAAGAAGUGUGACGAGUUCCAGACUGGCAUCCUCAUCUACGAAAUGCUGCACUUACCCAACCCCUUUGAUGAGAACCCCGAGCUGAAGGAGAAGGAGUACACCCGUGCUGACCUCCCCAAGAUCCCUUGCCGUUCCCUCUAUUCCCAAGGGCUCCAACAACUUGCCAGCUGCCUGCUGAAUCCCAACCCUUCAGAGAGGAUCCUGAUAUCGGAAGCCAAGGGAAUCCUUCAGUGUUUGCUGUGGGGUCCACGCGACGAUUUGUUCCACGCGCUCCGUGCGUCGUCCAACCCAGCGCGAAGGGAUGCCGUGCUCCAGAACUGGCUGGACAUCAAACGGACGCUGCUGAUGAUCAAGUUUGCAGAGAAGUCCUUGGACAGGGACUGUGGAGUUUCUCUCGAAGACUGGCUCUGUUGUCAAUACCUGGCGUUUGCCACUACCGACUCGCUUCACCGCGUUGUGCGGAUCAUGCAGCAGCAGCACUAGUUUGCAGAGCCUGUUGCUUUUCACGAAGCCUCCCCCUGCGCCAGCCCUCACUCCAGCCUGCCCUCGGGCUCACACUUCCUACAAGUGUU